AUGAGUGACAAGUACGCUUCACUGCAGCGGGCCCAGCUACACCUGGAUUUCAUCCAUGCCAACUCAACGGUAGAACAUUUGCCUGCAAGUGUAUUGGACCUUUUAAAUGGAUUAAAGAACUGGUGUAAUCUUUUGUUUUCCUUUGAUUUCUUCAUCAGCACCACUCACAGUUUCCUUUUUGGAGCAUUGGCUGAAUUGCUUGACAAUGCAAGGAGUUUACAUAGUUUUUCUGCUGAAAGCAAAUUACACCCAGGAAGUAGAAUGAAGUUGUUAGAUAAGAGAUCUCAACAGAAAAACCUAGAUUCCCUGCCACUUGUUGUAGGUAAUGAAAAACUGCAGGGUGGAUUCAUGUUGUGCUUCCUGGAUGAUGGAUGUGGCAUGAGUCCUGAGGAAGCUUCAGACAUUAUUUAUUUUGGAACAUCCAAAAAACGGUUAUCAAACUUCAAGUUCAUUGGACAGUAUGGCAAUGGUCUUAAAAGUGGAUCUAUGAGAAUUGGAAAAGACUUUAUUCUUUUUACAAAGAAGGAAGAAACAAUGACCUGUGUGUUUUUGUCUCAGACAUUCUGUGAACAAGAAGGUCUUAGUGAGGUUGUGGUUCCAAUUCCUUCAUGGUUAACAAGAAGCAGAGAAUAUGUCACCAAUGAUCCCAUAAAAUUCUCAACAGAAUUAGCUAUAAUUUAUAAAUACUCCCCAUUUAAAACUGAAGCUGAAUUGAUGCAGCAGUUUGAUAUGAUAUAUGGAAAAUGUGGUACAUUGCUGGUUAUUUACAACUUGAAGCUUCUGCUUAAUGGGGAACCAGAACUGGAUGUUAAAACUGACCAGGAAGAUAUUCUGGUAGCUGGGGCUACUGAGGAGUUUCCAGAGAGAUGGUCAUUGAGAGCUUACACAUCUAUUCUGUAUUUUGACCCUCAGAUGAGAAUAUUCAUUCAGGCCAAAAGAGUUCAAACAAAACACCUAAAUCACUGCCUCUACAGACCCAGGAAAUAUCUGUAUGUUACAUCUUCUUUUAAAGGAACAUUUAAAAAUCAAGUUAAAAAAGCAGAAGAAGCCGUGAAGAUUGCUGAACAUAUAUUGAAAGAAACCCAAAUCAAAGUCAACAAACUGAACAGAACUUCUUUGUCUUCUCCUGCCAAGAAUGCAUUACAAAAAGCUUUAGAAGAUGUGGAAGCGAAGCAUAAGGCUCUUAAAGAGAAACAGAGAGAAUUUAAAAAAGAAAAAACUCUCCCCUUGUUCUUUGGAGUAAGCAUAGAAAAUCGAAGCCAAGCUGGAAUGUUCAUUUACAGUAAUUGCCGGUUGAUCAAAAUGCAUGAGAAAGUGGGGCCCCAGUUGAAACUCAAGUCAUUAGUUGGUACAGGCGUGAUUGGAAUUGUUAAUAUACCUUUGGAGAUCAUGGAACCAUCCCAUAAUAAACAGGAAUUUCUUAAUGUCCAAAAAUACAAACAUCUACUGAAAGUCAUGGGACAAUAUUUGGUCCAGUACUGUAAGGACACCAGAAUUAGUAAUAGAAAUCUAUCAUUAUUUUGGAAUGAAUUUAGAUGCCAAAAUAGUAAGGAUGUGGAGAAAUCUUUAGACUUGGUUCGGUAUCAAAGAAGACAAGCCAUGACCAUCCCAUUCCUCAUCCAGUGUGAUCUUUGCCUCAAGUGGAGAGUCUUGCCUUCCAAUGCUAAUUAUCAGGAGAAAGAAUUUCUUGAUAUCUGGAUUUGUGCUAAUAAUCCUAACCCCUUGGAAAACAGUUGUCAUCAGAAGGAACAGCUACCUUCCAUUCCCCUGGGUACCAUAAGCACAGUAUCACCAUCAAAAAAUGAAAAAGAGAAGCAACUUAGAGAGUUGGUCCAAAGGUAUCAUGAUAAAUUUACAGACCAGCAGUCACAGGAAAAUACCAAGACAAAGAGAAUGAAGCCUUUGAGUAGUGAUUUGAUGCAUGAGUCUCUUCCAUCUGUUGAGGUUUCCGUCAACUGCAGAGGCUGGAAAAGGAGCACAGAAGGGUCAGACUCUGAUGUAGAGUUCAUUUCAGAGACUAAAGUUAUGAAGAAGACUGGGUGGAAGAAAAUGAAACCUCAACAGUGGAGACAUCCAGCAGUUUCACCAGAAAAUGUCAAACCAACUCAGAGAGUCCAGAAUAAAAGCCAGAUUGGUAAUAUCAGCACAAUGUGUGGCAAGUACAAACCAAAUGAAGGCCCCUCUGAAAAAUGCCUGGCCUCUUCUUGGGAGAUGAAAAGGAAGCAGAGUCAAAAUCUUAUGCAGGAAUGUAAGGCAUUGAUUGAAGAUGAAACCAAGAAUGAGGACCUAGAUAAAAUCCGGGUUUUAGAUAAAAGAGACACUGCUGUUUUAUUGAAACAAGAGGAAAAGGAAGUUCCUCUUAUAAAUGAAGAUGAAAACCCAGAGCUGUGCAGCAUUGCUCCAAAAAUAAAGAGAAACUCUUUGUUACCCAACUUGAAAAGGUUACUCAAUGCAACAUUGGAAGAUUUAAAUGCAAGUUCUGGACACAAAGCCAGGUUUUCUGAAAUUGGAGGUGGCAAAGUUGAUUCUUCUCUGAAAAAGUCUUUUCAAAGUAUAUUCGCCAAGGAAAAAGUGCAAAAACUGAUGUUUAAUUUAAGGGAGUUUCUUCUGUAUUUUUUUCCCGAGUAUCAACUACCAUCAGAAUUAGACUACACAUAUGUGGAGGAACCUCUACCAAAUUCUGAGGUGGAGCAAUGCCCAGAACAGACAAACACAAAGCUGAAAAUGUGUUUCAACCAGAUCCAGAAUGUGUACAUGGUCCAAUAUGAAAAAGGACUGAGGAGAAAAAUGCAGGCCAUUAUCUCUUCUGCAACCAGAAGAGAAGAGGUUAGUGAAAUCUGUCUGGGGCAGUGUGAAGAAGAAAGAAAACUUACCGAAGACAAACUGAACAAUCUUCGUGUAAAGCUGGCAGUAUUGCUACAGAAACUUCAGCUGGGUGAUCCAGCUGGUGAUCCAGAACAAAUUGACAGUUAUUUAGAAGCUUUGCUUAAAGAAGAUAAUCUCCCUUUUCAAAAUGCCUUAAAGAAAGUUACUAUAGAGUCAGGAUGUAAUUUCUCUUCAGAAAAAAAAUAA
Molecule: messenger RNA, 3072 nt
Organism: Chrysochloris asiatica (Cape golden mole)
Lineage: Eukaryota; Metazoa; Chordata; Mammalia; Afrosoricida; Chrysochloridae
Gene: MORC1
Product: MORC family CW-type zinc finger 1
Exons: 28
Coding region: 1-3072 (1023 amino acids)
Cellular component (GO): nucleus
Molecular function (GO): zinc ion binding
Source: RefSeq, a predicted model, not a curated record